AUGGUCCUUUACGAAGAAGAGAGAACUCUUCCCGGGGGCUCUCGGCGACGUCUCCGGGCUCGCUUGCGUCACCGCGGUUUCGCCCGAGAAGCGACGAGACGCCACCGACAUCGCUGCCAGCAGAACCGCCACCCCCAGGCACUCUCCGAGUCCGGGUUCGGGAAUAUUAACCUGAUUCCCUUUCGACGGAAGACCGGCCGCUCGUCAUUCGCUUUUUUGUUUGUUCUUUCUCACACGCGAGUUCGCGAGAGACGACAAAGAGAUUUACGGAUCCGGUGCCUUUCGGGAAGGCUUUCGCCUGCAUCUGCACCCGCGGUCGGCUCCACCCGGGCUCGCGCCCUAGCCUCCGUGCUCACUGUGGCACCCUCCUACUCGUCGCGGCAUCGGUCAGGCGCGCGCAUCAUUUUCAUUUUUCCAGCACAAGCACUCCUCGCCACGACGGUCCGGCAUCGGUCCGUCACUCCAGCGCCAUCCAUUUUCGGGGCCGGUCAAUUCAGCAGGGAUCUCAUGGGCGUCGCGUUAGGCACCUUAGCCAGACGUUUGGUUCAUCCCACAGCGCCAUUUCUGCUUACCAAAAGUGGCCCACUUGGCACUCGCAUUCGUUUCUGCCGCCGUAUUCAGGAGAGUCGACCCGUUCCAAGUUCGAGAGUAGGUUUCCUCUGGCUUCAUCCUGACCGGGCGUGGAUCGCCAUCUUUCGGGUCCCUGGUCGCUCGCUACGCCAGAGUCGGCCGAGUCGUACUCAGAGAGAAAAUUACCAACCAGGGGGUGAUGCGCCCGCAUGCAGUGCCUAA
Acanthosepion pharaonis is the source of this 792-nucleotide messenger RNA. The record is from the annotation of a GenBank genome assembly. NCBI's taxonomy places the organism in Eukaryota, Metazoa, Mollusca, Cephalopoda, Sepiida, Sepiidae.